AGCUGGGGUUUAUUGUGCCAGAGAAGCAUGGAUUCAAUGGAGCUGUUUUUCGUCUCUCUCGGUGCUGCAGUUGUUGUCUACUAUGGAGUGAAACUGCUAUUUUUCAGUAGGAUGCUUUUCCCAAAACUGUGGUUUCCACUGUCAAAGACAUUCUUCAGCUCUAUGGGAAAGUGGGCAGUGGUGACCGGUGCUUCAGAGGGCAUAGGAAGAGCAUAUGCAUUUGCACUGGCUGAGCAAGGAAUGAGCGUGGUUAUUAUGAGCAGAACCAAAGUAACAUUGGACCAGGUAGCCAAGGAAAUAGGUGAUAAAACAGGGCAGAGGGUGAAAGUGAUAGUAACAGACUUCAUUAAGGAAAAUGUCUUCAGUGAAAUUGAAGAUCAACUUAAGGACCUCAACAUUGGGGUUUUAGUCAAUAAUGUAGGCAUGCUGCCCAGCUUCAUCCCCAGCAAAUUUCUGGAGUAUCCAGAGUUGGAUCAGAGAAUUACAGAAAUGAUCAACUGCAAUGUGAAAACUAUGGCCAAGAUGUGCAAAAUAAUCCUUCCCGGCAUGGAGAACAGGGGGAAAGGGGUGAUUGUGAAUAUUUCGUCUGGAGCUGCUUGUAUUCCAUUCCCCAUGUACACCCUGUAUGCUGCAUCUAAGGUGUUUGUGGAAAGAUUUUCUCAAGGUCUUCAAGCUGAAUACAAAGAUAAAGGGAUCAUUAUACAGGCAGUGGCUCCAUUUGGGGUUUCCACUCGGAUGGCAGGUUACCAACAGACCAACAUUGUAACUCUGUCACCAGAAGACUUUGUAAAAAGCUCCCUGCAGUACCUCAGAGCUGGAGACAAAACAUACGGCAGUAUCUAUCACAUAGUCAUGGGCUGGUUACUGCAGUCUAUUCCUCUGAAGGUUCUCUAUGCAGAUUCUUUGCUACACAGCCUACAAGACUAUGUCAAGACGAGAGCAGCACGUCAAGCAUCCAUCUCUGCAUCAAGUGCAACUUUUGAAAACGCAACAUCAUGCCCCCAAAGUGGUACAGUUUCACAAUGCUGUGGCAGUGAUGUAGCUGAAAUUAAAACGACAUGCUUGGACUCAAGAAAUAUGGCUAUUCUUUGUUGCUGACAGGUUUGUGUGUCUAUGUGUGUGCCCAGUUCCCCAUAGUCAUACAUCAUUGUAGGGGAAUAUGAGUGAAAAGAGUCUGGCGCCUUAUCUGAUGAACUGAAGGAACUAUCCAGUUCUGUUACCCCCCCCCACACAC
Messenger RNA from Xiphias gladius (swordfish), 1234 nucleotides. It is a transcript of the gene hsd17b3, whose product is annotated as hydroxysteroid (17-beta) dehydrogenase 3. The coding region runs from base 28 to 1098 and encodes 356 amino acids. The transcript is spliced from 13 exons. NCBI's taxonomy places the organism in Eukaryota, Metazoa, Chordata, Actinopteri, Istiophoriformes, Xiphiidae. Gene Ontology annotation, cellular component: endoplasmic reticulum. Gene Ontology annotation, molecular function: testosterone dehydrogenase (NADP+) activity. The record is from RefSeq and is a predicted model, not a curated record.